AGGAAGGCGAACAAAAGUUGAUUCAACAACAGGACACAGCGCCAAUCGACACAAAAAAACAGACUUGUAAUUUGGAGAAGUAUCAACAAGUUAGCUGUUAGCAGGGGAGGUACCACGGAGACAACAAAGCAAAGGAACUCGAAAGUUUAAAACAUCAAAGCAACACAACACAGCAACACGAAACACUAUGUCUUCAAGCAAGAACACAGCGGCCAGUGUGGUUCGCGUCGGGGUGGGCGUGCUCGUGAAAGAUCCAAGGGAAGCGGGUCGGGUAUUUUGUGGCAUCCGGAAAGGAUCUCACGGAGCCGGGAAGCUUGCGCUGCCUGGGUAAGUUCUACACCUCUUGGGGGCAUCGUCUCUUGGAUUCGUUCCUUUAUGGGAAACACCCCGGAACAACAUACCGACGGUCUUCUGGAUCGAUCGUUUGUUCAUUCCCUCGUCUUGCCAAAAGCGGAACGAUUUUUUUCAUGUUUUGCUCUGUUGUUGACUUUUUUCCUUUUCAAACGAUACCGUAUUCCAAGGGGCCACCUCGAAAUGUUUGAGAGCUGGGAAGACUGCGCCAUAAGAGAGGUAUUGGAAGAAUGCAAUCUAAACCUUGAUGCAACUACAAUAGCGUUUGGACACGUUACGAACGAUCCGAUGCCGGACGAGAAAAAACACUAUGUUACAAUAUUCAUGCUGGCAACCUGCAAGGCCGCGGAUCCUGUCCAGACACCAGAAAACAUGGAACCGGACAAAUGUCUCGGCUGGAAGUCAUAUAGCUGGAACGAGCUCUUGGAGCGCCAGAAGAAAGGUGAGCUAUUUGGUCCACUCGAUCUGCUGGUGCGGCAAAAACCCAUUGCAAUCACAAAAUUCAUGGAGAGUCUAGGAAACGACGAAUAAACACUUUAUAAGAGACAAACAACGUAU
Messenger RNA from Pseudo-nitzschia multistriata, 909 nucleotides. The record is from the annotation of a GenBank genome assembly. Lineage: Eukaryota; Bacillariophyta; Bacillariophyceae; Bacillariales; Bacillariaceae.